UCCGGGCCGGCUGGGCCGGGGUGGCGGGCGAGAUGGCGGAAGGCCGAGGCUGCCGUGAGCGACCGGAUGUAGAGACCCAGAAGUCUGAGCUCGGGGCUUUGAUGAGGACCACGCUCCAACGAGGGGCGCAAUGGUAUCUUAUUGACAGCAGGUGGUUCAAGCAAUGGAAGAAGUAUGUGGGCUUUGAUAGCUGGGAUAUGUAYAAUGUGGGUGAACAUAACCUGUUUCCUGGACCGAUAGACAACUCAGGACUCUUCUCAGAUCCUGAGAAUCAGACCUUGAAAGAACACUUAAUUGAUGAACUGGACUAUGUCUUGGUCCCAACUGAGGCCUGGAAUAAAUUACUAAAUUGGUAUGGCUGUGUAGAGGGCCAGCAGCCUAUUGUCAGAAAAGUUGUGGAGCAUGGCCUAUUUGUCAAGCACUGCAAAGUGGAGGUAUAUUUGCUGGAACUGAAGCUCUGUGAGAACAGCGACCCCACCAAUGUGCUGAGUUGCCAUUUCAGCAAGGCAGACACCAUUGCAACCAUCGAGAAGGAGAUGCGGAAGCUGUUCAACAUCCCAGCGGAGCGUGAAACACGGCUCUGGAACAAAUACAUGAGCAACACCUACGAGCAGUUGAGCAAACUAGACAACACUAUCCAAGAUGCUGGGCUCUACCAGGGUCAGGUGCUAGUAAUUGAGCCCCAAAAUGAAGAUGGCACAUGGCCCAGGCAGACCCUGCAGUCGAAAUCAAGCACUGUGCCUAGCAGAAAUUUUACUACCUCUCCAAAAUCAUCAGCAAGUCCCUAUUCCUCAGUGUCUGCCUCUCCCAUUGCAAAUGGUGAUAGCACUAACACCUCUGGGAUGCACAGUUCCGGUGUCAGCAGGGGUUGUCAGGAGCCCCCAUCAUCUCAUAUACAUCCUGGGCUAUGCGGACUUGGAAACCUGGGGAACACCUGCUUCAUGAACUCUGCUUUGCAGUGCCUAAGCAACACUGCACCACUGACUGACUACUUUCUCAAAGAUGAAUAUGAAGCAGAAAUCAACAGAGACAAUCCUCUGGGCAUGAAAGGGGAGAUUGCAGAGGCCUAUGCAGAGCUCAUUAAGCAGAUGUGGUCUGGAAGGGAUGCUCACGUGGCACCUCGAAUGUUCAAAACCCAAGUGGGACGUUUUGCCCCUCAGUUUUCUGGCUACCAACAACAAGACUCUCAGGAGCUGUUAGCCUUUAUUCUAGAUGGAUUGCAUGAAGACCUGAACCGAGUAAAGAAGAAACCUUACCUGGAGCCAAAGGAUGCCAAUGGGCGACCAGAUGCGGUGGUGGCAAAGGAAGCCUGGGAGAAUCACAGGUUGAGGAAUGAUUCUGUGAUUGUGGACACUUUUCAUGGCCUUUUCAAAUCUACUUUGGUUUGCCCAGAAUGUGCGAAGGUUUCUGUCACCUUUGAUCCAUUUUGCUACCUAACUCUUCCACUACCCAUGAAGAAGGAUCGAAUAAUGGAGGUCUUCCUUGUUCCUGCUGACCCUUGCUGCAGACCAACUCAGUACCGUGUGACUGUGCCACUGAUGGGGGCCGUCUCUGACCUGUGCGAGGCUCUGUCCAGGCUGUCUGGCAUUGCUGCAGAAAAUAUGGUGGUCACAGAUGUGUAUAAUCACCGGUUCCACAAAAUUUUCCAAAUGGAUGAAGGUUUAAGCCACAUCAUGCCUCGGGAUGACAUUUUUGUGUAUGAGGUCUGCAGCACCUGCGUGGAUGGCUCGGAAUGUGUCACGCUUCCAGUCUAUUUCAGGGAGAGGAAGUCUAGACCAUCGAGUACUUCCUCUGGGGCAGUACUAUAUGGGAGGCCACUGUUGGUUUCUGUUCCCAAGCACAAGCUGACUUUUGAGUUUUUGUACCAGGCUGUUUGUGAUCGGAUCAGCCGCUAUAUAAAACAGCCUUUGCCUGAUGAGUUUAGCCUCUUGCCCUUGGAGCCUGGGGCUUGCAAUGGCUCCAGGGGCAGCUGUGAAGGAGAUGAUGAAGAAGAAAUGGAGCAUCAGGAAGAAGGCAAAGAACAUCUUUCAGAAACAGAAGGUAGUGGGGAAGAUGAGCUAGGAGGUGACCCCAGUGAGACUACUCAAAAGGUCAAGGGCCAACCCUGCCCCAAAAGACUUUUUACCUUCAGUCUUGUGAACUCCUAUGGAACAGCUGACAUAAAUUCACUUGCAACUGAUGGAAAACUACUCAAACUCAACUCUCGAUCCACACUGGCCAUCGACUGGGACAGUGAAACCCGGAGCCUUUACUAUGAUGAACAAGAAUCUGAGGCCUACGACARGCACAUGAGCAUGCUGCAGCCUCAGAAGAAGAAGAAGACUGCAGUGGCCCUGAGAGACUGCAUUGAACUCUUCACCACCAUGGAGACCCUUGGGGAGCAUGACCCCUGGUACUGUCCCAAUUGUAAGAAGCACCAGCAGGCCACAAAGAAGUUUGACCUGUGGUCCUUGCCCAAGAUCCUGGUAGUCCAUCUCAAACGUUUCUCCUACAACAGAUACUGGAGGGAUAAGCUUGAUACAGUUGUGGAAUUCCCAGUCAGAGCUCUGAACAUGUCUGAGUUUGUCUGUGACUUGUCAGCAAGGCCUUACGUGUAUGACCUCAUUGCUGUGUCUAAUCACUAUGGAGCCAUGGGGGUUGGCCACUACACUGCAUAUGCAAAAAACAAACUAAAUGGAAAAUGGUAUUACUUUGAUGAUAGCAACGUGUCCCUGGCCUCUGAGGACCAAAUUGUGACAAAAGCCGCUUAUGUGCUGUUCUACCAGCGACGGGAUGAUGAGUGUUAUAAGACACCUUCACUCAUCAAUUUUCCUGGUUCCUCUGAUGGAGGGACCAGGCCAAGCAGCUCACAGCAAGGUUUGGGGGAUGAUGAGGCUUGCAGCAUGGAUACCAACUGAUGCUGACUCAGCGACCCUGCCUCUCCACAGAACCCAGCAUCCCCCAGGAGAAUGUCUUUGGCACUUGGAAAACUGCUUGUGUUCAAUUUAAAAAGCCAGAUGAGGAAAUUCCCUUCUUUUUUGAGCAGAAGACAAAAAAAGACCCUGUUUGCUUAGAAGGAUUGUCAAGAGCCUGAAUUAUUUUUCUUUUUAAACAGGCGGUGAGAUAAAGCCUGUGGAACUGAAAGUGGGAGGUGGGUGGGGGUGCACAAUGGAGUAUGUCUGAUGGAUUCCAAAGAAUGGAGACAAACACACUGUAAUUGAAGGGUGCAGCCAUGAAGACCCACUUGCAGGGCUGCUGUGAGCUCCUGGAUAUCUGGUUCUGGUACCCAUACUGGUCACCCCAGUAGUCUGGCCACAGUAAACCGAGCCUCAAGUAAACUUGAUGUUGUCCAUUU
Messenger RNA from Urocitellus parryii (Arctic ground squirrel), 3334 nucleotides. NCBI's taxonomy places the organism in Eukaryota, Metazoa, Chordata, Mammalia, Rodentia, Sciuridae. The record is from RefSeq and is a predicted model, not a curated record.